AGAAUUGAAAGAUCUUCGACUUUCUUUAACUGAUGACAAAAAUACUUCAUAUGAAAAUUGGAUUGAAUGUAAAAUUAAUGAAGGGAUGAUUACCGAAUAUAAAUUUAAUAAAUUUGUUGAAUUUAAAAUGAUUGGCAAUGGAAAUUUUAGCAUAGUUUAUAAAGCAAUAUUAAAAAGUACGAAUAAUACAUAUGCGUUGAAAAUAAUUCAUAAAAAUGAACCUACUGAUAAAGAAGUUGUGAAUGAAAUAAAGCAUAUAAUUUCUGUGGGAUUUCAUGAGAACAUCAUUAAGUUUUAUGGUGUUUCUAAAUACAAGGAUCAAAUGGAUCCAAAGGUUGUUAAAAAUGUACUUGUUUUUGAAUAUGCGGAUAGUGGAACGUUACGAGAUUAUUUGCAAAACAAUGCAACUAAAAUCGAAUGGAGGUUAAAAAUCCAAUUUGCAAAUCAACUUGCAAACGCUGUUAAAUGGUUACAUAAUUGUAAUAUUAUUCAUGGUGAUCUGCACCCAAGUAAUAUACUUGUCCAUCAGCAAUCUUUAAAAUUAGCCGAUUUUGGAUUAUCUAGACGAAUUGCUGAAUUCUCAAAAUCUAGAACUACGAGUGAAAUUUUCGGAUGUUGGCGGGGAAUGCAAGAUUUUCGGCCAUCUAUCGAAGAAGUAGCGAUGGAAUUAAAAGACAUUAUCGUUCAAGAUACUGACGUUCAAGACAUUAAUAUUCAUGACAUUUCAGACAAUGCAAAUUUUACUAUUUCUGAUAUAAAUAGCAUUACAAAGUACCUUGAUGCAGUCUUUAAAAUUCAGGAUGCAACUGACAACCUAGACAAACAAGAAACUCAAGUAACUAAUGAACCGGAAGAUGACAUGACACUUUUUGUUAAUAAAUUAUAUUCGACUUUUAGUAAACUAUUUAACGAAGGUAGAUCUGUCAGCGAAAUAAUUAUCGAUUCCAUAUCUAAAGAUGGUAAAAACAAAGAGGAAGUUUUUGAUUGGUUAUCUACUCAUAGCGAUAAUCCAAAGUAUAUUUGUCUACUUGGAUUAUUUUAUAGUUGGGAAAUUGGCACAAAUGAAAACGUAAAUGUAUUUAAUUUAUUUCUUAAAGCGGCAAAUUCAGAUGAUAUUAUUGCUCAAUAUUUCGUUGGACGGUGCUAUGAAAUUGGUUGGAGCAUCAGAAAGAAUAUGAAUGAGGCAAUUAAAUGGUAUACCAAGGCGAGCAAAGGUGGAUGUGCAAUUGCGGAAUGUAUACUGGGUGAAAUUUGUUACAAACUUAAUAAAUAUGAAGAAGCAUUUAUUUUACUCAAAAGUGCGGCAGAUAAAGGAAACGCAUUAGCGAUGAAUACAGUAGGAAUAUGUUACCAAAAAGGUUACGGAACGAAUGUUGAUAGGAUUAAGGGAUUUAAGUUAUUCAAAAAAGCGGCUAAGAGGGGUCUACCUGCUUCACAAUAUGAACUUGGCGAUUGUUACGAGUACGGCAAUGGUACAAAAAUAAAUUUGGAGAAGUCAUUAUAUUGGUAUAAAAAGGCUUCAGAUAAAAAUCCUAAUUAUCUGAAUCAUGUUAAACGUGUCGAGAAUAGAAUUAUACAUUAA
This is a messenger RNA of Dentiscutata heterogama, 1582 nucleotides long. NCBI's taxonomy places the organism in Eukaryota, Fungi, Glomeromycota, Glomeromycetes, Diversisporales, Gigasporaceae. The record is from the annotation of a GenBank genome assembly.